AUUUGAAAAUCAAACCAGAUCAAAUGCCUCGCGCGAGAAAGCUGCUCCUGAUUGGUCAGAGUUUGAAAAAUCCAGGAAGUAAACAAACAUGCGAUCAUUUUCCCGCCCAUGAGAGGCCAGUCACUGAGGAGGAAGCGGCUCAGCGGUAAAGACAAGUAGCCUACAGACAUGUCGCAUAUUUGGGAAGAAGAGUGGAAGAAAGAUCUGCGCUCCAUCCUGAUGGAUCUGCGUGAAGAGCAGUUUGAUACGACGCUGGAACUUUUAACUAAAAUCCCGCGAUGUCAUAAGACUGGUGAGUCCAAGUCCAGAGAAAAGAUGCCCCAGAUAAUCUGUGAGCACUACUCUCUACUGGACUCCAUCGCUGCAAUCAGUGAUAUAAUCGAGCGAAUACCGAGGAAUGAUGAGCCUGUCCAGAGCCUGCUGCGCCCCCAUGUGGAGAAAAUGAGGAAGGAGCGCGAGAAAGAGAGCCAAGGGCAGAAGAGGAAACGUGAAGAGAGGGAUGACGUGCCGACAGAUGUGGCCCCACUUCAGUCUAAAAUCCUGAAUCAGCAGAGGAGCUCCCAACCCAACAUGGACAGAAACACUCCUUCUCAGAAGAUAUCCAUCUGUGAUGUGAAAUCCACCGGAAUCCUUGAGACACAAUUCAUUGCUGCAAAAGUUGUACAGAAAUCCGGGCUGCGCACAUACAGAACCAAAGCGAAAGAGAAAAAGUGUUUAUUUUAUCUGGGGGUUGCAGAUGAAACAGGCAGCAUUAAAAUGACGGUAUACGGAAAAGAUCACGAUAAAAAAUUAAAGGAGGGGAGCUCCUACUUGUUCAGGAAGCUAAUACAAGAUGAGUCUGGCCCUAAGGUUACCACAUCUAGCAUAGUAUCACAGACACGUUCUGUCGAUGUCCCAGAGCAGCUGGAGAUGGAAGCACAGAAGCUGAUUUAUCCUGAGAGCCCAGUUUACUCCAUUAAAGAAGCCAAAUCAGCUGCUGACAGGACCGAAGUGACUGUGGAAGGAACCGUCACAGACAUUCAUCCUGUGGAAAAAGUUAAGGUGAAGCACAAACAGGAGAAGACAAAGAAGCAAACUUUCCAGCUGGAAGAUGAGACCGAUUCCAUCGGGAUCUGCAUGUGGGGCGACGCCACCGAGCAGUGCAAAGGAUUAUCACCCGGAGAUGUCAUUAAGGUUUCCAACAUGAAGACCAAGAAGUACUAUGACAACAUUUCCCUGGACUCAACUGGAUACACCAGAAUUGACAAGGUUCAAAGUGUCGGCACCCACAAUGCGAAGAUUCAGGUUAUGGGAAUCAUUAAAGCCACGAAGAAGGAGACUCACCUGGAGGCAGAGUUCAACCAACAGGUGCACACGUUGGUUGUGGCCUCUCGACUUCUGGCAAACGCAUUUGGCUUCGACCUGAAGGGAGAUUUUAAAGAAAGUCUCCUUAAUAAAAUGCCACUCUCAGCAGAUGCAGAAAUACAAGGACAGAAAAUUACCAAAAUUACAGCUGUUGAAGAGAUGUAAGAAAAACAUGAUCAGGGAGCACAGCUAAAAACAUACUGGAUGGAUUUUUACGUACACAAACAUUUUUGAUAAACAUCCCUUAAAUUUGUGGAUUAAAGAAUGUUGAUCUGUUUUUGUUUAAAACCUUUUAAAUAA
Molecule: messenger RNA, 1644 nt
Organism: Epinephelus moara (kelp grouper)
Lineage: Eukaryota; Metazoa; Chordata; Actinopteri; Perciformes; Serranidae
Exons: 8
Coding region: 169-1509 (446 amino acids)
Biological process (GO): mitotic cell cycle checkpoint signaling; double-strand break repair via homologous recombination; response to ionizing radiation
Molecular function (GO): DNA binding
Source: RefSeq, a predicted model, not a curated record